Molecule: messenger RNA, 1065 nt
Organism: Phlebotomus argentipes
Lineage: Eukaryota; Metazoa; Arthropoda; Insecta; Diptera; Psychodidae
Product: U3 small nucleolar ribonucleoprotein protein IMP4
Exons: 1
Coding region: 85-1038 (317 amino acids)
Biological process (GO): rRNA processing
Cellular component (GO): Mpp10 complex; nucleolus; small-subunit processome
Molecular function (GO): rRNA primary transcript binding; snoRNA binding
Source: RefSeq, a predicted model, not a curated record
GGAUUUCUUGAUAUCGUUCAUUGUCAAUUGACUGCACGUGUUUUGUGAUCAAAAACAACAAAGUUUUGUGGGAUAUUUCUCAAAAUGCUGAGGAGACAGGCUCGAUUGAGACGGGAGUACCUGUACAGGAAGUCUGUGGAGGGGAAACACAAGGCGCUGCAGGAGAAGAAGGAGCGCUUGAAGCGUAGUCUCGAGGGAAAUAUCCCAAUUCAUGGUGAUCUUCAGAGAGAGGCUCUCUCGCUGCAGGAGAAGCUGAAGUGGAGUGACUCUGGACCAGCAGCCGCGGCUGAAAUUGGAGGCGUCAGUGGUGGAGCCAAUACAGCAAACUCCCAGGAUGACGAAUAUCGCUAUGCCGGCUGUGAGGAUCCCAAAAUAAUGAUAACAACUUCUCGCGAUCCUUCGCCGAGGCUGAAGAUGUUCGUGAAGGAGCUCCGGUUGGUCUUUCCCAACGCCCAGCGCAUGAAUCGUGGCAAUUACGAUAUGAAGCAAAUGGUGCACGCUUGCAGAGCGAAUGACGUGACGGAUUUCAUAGUGGUGCACGAAACGAGAGGAGUUCCGGACAAUCUGGUGGUUUGUCAUCUUCCUCAUGGGCCCACGGCCUUCUUCAACAUCUCAGGAGUUGUCAUGCGCCACGACAUCCCGGACAUUGGGCCCAUGAGUGAGCAGAAGCCACAGCUGAUCUUCCACAACUUCAAGACGACUCUCGGGCUUCGGACAAUGUCUAUUCUCAAGUAUCUCUUUCCGGUGCCCAAGGAAGACUCCCGGCGAAUCAUGACGUUCGCCAAUCACGACGAUUUCAUCUGCUUCCGGCAUCACACCUACCAGCGCGUGAAUGGGAAGAUUGAGCUGACAGAGUGCGGGCCGAGAUUCCAGCUGAGUCUCUACAGAGUCCAGUUGGGAACUGUGGAUGAGCUCGAUGCCACGGAGACUGAGUGGACGCUGCACAGAUACAUGAACACCACGGCCAAGAGGAGGUUCCUCUCGGAUGACGAUGGCUGGGAACAGGAUGACGAUGACAUCCUGCAGGACAGAAUGUGAAGAGAAUGGGAAUAAAUAAAGUAUUUU